This is a messenger RNA of Recurvomyces mirabilis, 4500 nucleotides long. RefSeq lists its product as uncharacterized. NCBI's taxonomy places the organism in Eukaryota, Fungi, Ascomycota, Dothideomycetes, Mycosphaerellales, Teratosphaeriaceae. The transcript has a single exon. Gene Ontology annotation, cellular component: cytoplasm; chromosome; nucleus. Gene Ontology annotation, molecular function: four-way junction helicase activity; nucleic acid binding; ATP binding. The coding region runs from base 1 to 4500 and encodes 1499 amino acids. The record is from RefSeq and is a predicted model, not a curated record. Gene Ontology annotation, biological process: double-strand break repair via homologous recombination.
AUGCAGGAGCAUUGCAAGGUACAGCAUCAAUGGGUCAACCAUCAGCGAAGAGGAGGCCAGGCAAAGAAGAAGCAGAAGCAUAGUCGAAAUGGUAUUUGGAACGAUAGUAUUUCAUGUCAGCGAUUUUUCGAGUACGCUCAAUGGCGACGAUUGUUCGCCGUUCGAAUUGACCAUGUCCCCACCACACCAGUCAGUCGGCAAGCCGGCAUCGAGAUCGCGAAGAGGGUGUCCAGUAGUGUGAAUGUCGCCCGAGCAGCCAAGCAUAACCAGCGUCGCAUCCAGAGCCAUUCGCAUCGAUGUAUAGCGAGCCCGUGGUUAGAUUUCGUCGGAUGGCGUCGUCAUUUGGCCGGGUUUCCCGUCAAGGAGUUGAUCCAGACCACAUGGCCCGCGAAGGAGGAGGCCCACUUCGACGAGAGUAUCCACGAGUCCCAGGAUGACGCAUACCCCGCCGGGUCCGAAGCCGCAUUGGCACGAGCAUGUCAAGCCACGAAGCGGAUGAUCCGGUACGCAUUCCACACCAGUACCGUGGAGCAUGUCGGGCGGGUGGCAUUGGAGGCGGUCAAUCGAAGAGAAUUGGGUAAGGGAAACAACGAGAAGCCGUUUUACGGGCAGUUGAAGGUGCAGUCGUUGCGGAAGUACAUGGAGGUAUGGACCCGGAUAUUACGGUACAUUUGGCGUACCGCCGACCAAGAUGACAUGCCCCGAUAUCGAUUGACCGACGCCCAGCGCACGGCGUUGCAGCGGUUGCAUCAGGCAUGCCAGAAAGACGAGGAUGAGAGCCGAGCCGAGGCCAUCGACCGACAGACGGCAGCGGAGAAGGCGAGCAUCGUGUUUUGGAUCCGGAUGUUCGACCACGAAUUGCAGGACGACGAGUUCGACAGCGGCGUGAUCAGCGCAUUGGCCGUGUUAGGGUUGGACGAGCAGGGCAAUUGGAAGGCCGCGUUGAAUUAUACCCCGACAUUGUCGGCCGUCAUCACCACCAUGCGAGCCGUGGUGGUCCAUCGGGCAUGGUUGAGUCGACAGCAGGCCAUUCAGCGGGCCAUCGACGACGGUGAGCGCGAGGAAGAUGCACAGCGGAUGGCGCCGUCGGUAGUCAGUGGGGUGGACCAGUUGACCAAGCGAUUCAUGACCAUGCGGGAGUUCGGUGGGAGGAUCAGCCCGAUGGACCGGUUGUAUCACCAGCGGACGUAUGGGUUACACAUUCGAUUCACGACCAAAGCAGAGGGUCGAGUAUCGUGGCAGGGCGAGCAGUUAUGCAUUGACAAUGUUAGUUUUGCAAUCGAUGAUAUCCGUUGCGUCGUCCAUGGGUUAGUCGAGACCGUCCAGCAAGGGUUGGCAGGGUAUUUGUUGUUGAUGGAGGCGAGCAGCAAUUCCGAUUGGAAGCCCGCCGAGUUACCCGCCAUCAGCAUGGCAAGAUUGUUUGACGACCCCGCCGAGUUGAGUGCCGGGUGGAGUUGGUUACAGGAUGCCCGGACCGAAUGGGCGGUCGAUGGUCGGGAUUGGAUGUUGAAUCGGAUGUUCGCGGAGCGGGAGAUGCAGAAGAUGUUCAUCCAGCAUUGCCGCGAGGAGGUGCGAGGGUUUGACGAUGUGCAAUGGGACCAUCCCGGCAUCGAGCAGUAUUUCCGCGCCGUCCGUCGGUGGAAAGAGCAGUUGGUGGUGUUGGUGCAUUUGUCGGCCGGGGCACCCGCGCGAGCGACGGAGUUGUUAAGCAUCCAGCACAAGAACGCCGCGGAAGCCCAGGCCCAGCGAGGGAUAUUCAUCGAGAACCAGAUGAUGGCGUUCGUGACCACGUAUCACAAAGGGUACAGUGCGAGUGGCCGGUUCAAGGUCAUCCAUCGGUUCGUGCCGGAUGAGGUGGCCGAGUUGGUGGCGUAUUAUUUGUGGUUGGUGCAGCCGUUCGUCGAGUAUUUGCAGUUCGUUUCCGGGCAAUACAUGGACGAGCCGACAUCAUUUUUGUGGGAGCCGGAAGCCGAGGAGGGAUGGGGAGCGGGAGAAGAUGAGGAGAUCGGGGACGAAUUGCAUGCGGACGAGGCGAGCGUGGAUGAAGGGGAUGAGGAUGGGUUCGAGCCGCCGAAGCCCGCAGCCGUGUCGGCGAACUUGGAUGGGUUUUGGGACACGAAUCGUGUCCGCCGGGUGAUGCAGCGCGAGACGGAGAAACGGAUCGGGGUCCGGAUUGGGGUGGCAUUGUGGAGGCAGGCAUAUCCGGCGAUCCAGCGGAAGUACAGCGUCGAUUCGACGGUCAAGGCCACGAUCGAUCAGUUGUACGAGCAGGUGGUCGGCCCGGCGAGUGGCCAUCAGAGCAUGGAGGAGGUGCGAGCCAAGCAGGCCGGUCACGGGUUGCAUAUGGAGGAAAUGAUAUAUGGGUUGUUGUUGAGCGAGAGCCCGUUUGCGACGAUGCACGAACGGGAGCAGUUCCGACAGGUCAGCAUGGAUUGGCACCGGAUGUUGCAUUUCCAGUCGGCGUGGCGAGCCGACGGUCGCGUGCCGAAGCAGGUCCAGCAGCAGGUGGAAGUGGCCCGGCAGGAGGCCCGUCAAUGGCGGUACCGACAGAUGCGCGGGGUGGACAUUGAUGUGCAGUUGCGACGGGUGACGCAGGACCCGACCGCCGCAUUCCGAGGGAUCCAGCGAGAGGGAUUGCAGGCGAUUGUCGGGGGGGUCCCGCGCGUGACGAUCGUGAUGCGGACCGGUGGUGGGAAGAGUUUGUUUUUCAUGAUCCCGGCCGCCGGAAGCAAGGAUGGGGUGACGAUCGUCGUCGUGCCCGUGGUAUCGUUGCGACAGGAUUUGGUGGACCGAUGCGAGCGGGUGGGGUUGUCCGUGGCCGCAUGGGAUGGCAGUCGACCGCCGUACCACGCCCGCAUCAUAUUUGUCACGCCGGAGAGUGCGGUGGGGUUGGCAUUCGGCCGGUUCAUCGACGAGAAGCGAGCGUCACAUCAGUUGGAGCGGAUCGUCAUCGAUGAGUGCCAUGGGGUAUUGGAGGCCAGCCGGCAGUGGCGACCGCAGAUGUUGCGGUUGCAGGAGAUGGGGCAGAAGGAUGUGCAGACGGUAUAUUUGACGGCGACAUUGCCGCCGAGUGAGGAAGAGGCAUGGUUAUCGAUGAUGGGCGUCGCCCGUCGAGACAUGCAUAUGAUCCGGGAUGUCACGACGCGACGGAACAUCGCGUAUGCCGUCGCCCCGUACAUGGUCGAAGAGGAGGCGGUACGGGUGCAAACAUUGGUCGAGGAGAAGUGGGCCCGGUAUCCGGAUGGACAGAUCAUCAUAUAUUGCCGCACGAUCGAGCAGGUCAAGGUGGUGGCGGGAUACACGGGCGGUCAAGCGUUUUAUCGAGGCAUCGGGAGCAGCGCGGAGAAGACGCAGAUAUUGCGACGGUUGACGAGCCAGCGAGAACGAUUGUUCGUGGCAACGAAUGCGUUGGGAUUGGGGGUGGAUGCGCCGCGGAUCCGGUGUGUGAUCCAUGUCGGUUGCCCGUCGGCGAUGAAGCAGUAUGCACAGGAAAGCGGGCGUGCCGGGCGAGAUGGGGUGGCGAGCGAGGCGAUCAUCAUGCGUCCGAUGCAACGUCAGCACGGAGUGGAGAAGGCGAUCGGGGAAUGGAAGACGGAGGGAGCGAUGGCCCGUUUUUUGGAGGGGUCGGAGUGUCGCCGGGUGGUGUACGAUCGACAUAUGGAUGGCCGGAGCGACCGGGUCGGAUGCGAGGAUGGGGAGGAAGCGUGUGAUGUAUGUACCGAGCGUCCGAGGGUUGGGAAGAAGCGGCGCAUCACGUCGGAGAGGAUUCACGUCGGAGAAGGUUUGAGUGAUGUAGGAUCAGGCAUCGUAGGAGAUUUGGACCGAAGGACGAUAGUGGAAGAGGAGGCGGUCGACGGCGGACAGAGCGGCACGGAUUUGGCAGAAGCAUGGCAACGUGAGCGGGAUGAGAUCGAAGCAUCCGCGGUACGGAUCACGGCGAUCCAACAGCGAGCGCGGUCACAGGUAGUGGAAGGGUAUUCGCAGGCGGAGCAGUUCGACGAGUUGUUGCAGCAGUGGCAGGGUCGAUGUAGCAUAUGUGCCGUCGGCGGGUUCCGCGAGGCAGGACACCGGACGUGGAGGGAAUGUCCGCAGCAGCAGCAUCGAGCGGGCGUGGAGCGUUGUUGGGUGGCAUUGAAGCGGGUUCGGUAUCAGUACAGUGCAUGUUACCGGUGUCACGCCCCGCAAGCGAUAUGUCAUUCGUGGCAGGCGAUGGGCGGGCCGAAGACCGGGCGGUUCAAGCGACAGGGUGUAUCGAUGGCGUGUCAGUUCGACGGAGUAAUGCAGGAUGUCGGGGCGGCGAUUUGGGCGAUGGGUAAGGAAGGAGUGGUCACGGAAUGGUUAGGAGAGCAAUUGCAAGUCGCGGUCAUCGACACCGAGGCCGACAAGGAGAAGCGGGGUUUGGGAGGGAUUGUAGAAUGGUUUGGGAGGCGAUUCGUUGUCGGAGGGAUCGAGGUGUCGGGGUUGUGCCGGAUGGUUUGGCAGUUUGGACGUUUGCAGUAG